UACUCAUGUAUACUCUUCUUCUCGUCCUGCUUCCGUUCCCAUUCGUUGCAACAAAACUGAAAUUGAUUUUACUAGUGAGGAUGGUUUCAGGCGAAGAGACGUCUUGAAAUGCUUUGGGGCUACCGUUGGCAUGUUGUGAUAUCACCUUAGGAAUUAAUAGCAAGCUCAGGAUCAUUUGUUCAAAUGGCCAGUGCUGCUGAUUUGAUCCAGCGCAGACAACGUUCCGAGUUUCAGUCAAGUAUUAAGGGGACUCUUUCCACAGCUAUAAAGGGAAAACCUGAGGUUAUUCCGUCCCUGCUAACUCUGGCACUGAAUGAUGCUAUUACUUACGAUAAGGCUUCAAAAUCUGGGGGUCCAAAUGGAUCUAUUCGGUUCAGCUCAGAGAUAAGCAGACCUGAAAAUGAAGGACUUUCUGCAGCUCUGAAUUUAUUAGAGGAAGUAAAGAAGGAGAUAGAUUCAUAUUCUAAGGGCGGACCAAUUUCCUUUGCUGAUCUUAUCCAAUAUGCAGCACAAAGUGCACUUAAGUCUACAUUUCUGGCUUCUGCUAUCCGCAAGUGUGGUGGUAAUGAAGAGAAAGGAAGUUUGUUAUACACUGCAUACGGUUCUAGUGGGCAGUGGGGUUUGUUCGAUAAGCAAUUUGGACGAGCAGACACCCAGGAGCCAGAUCCAGAGGGGAGGGUUCCACGAUGGGACAAAGCAACCGUACAGGAAAUGAAGGAAAAGUUCAAAGCCGUUGGCUUUGGUCCUCGCCAGUUAGCUGUUAUGUCGGCGUUCCUAGGUCCUGAUCAAGCAGCUACUGAGGCCUUACUAGCCACUGAUCCAGAGGUUUUACCAUGGGUCCAGAAGUACCAACGCAGCCGAGAAACGGUGUCUCAGACAGAUUAUGAGGUUGAUCUGAUAACCACUCUCACCAAAUUAAGUAGCUUGGGCCAACAAAUCAAUUAUGAAGCAUACACAUACCCUGUCAAAAAAAUUGAUGUGACCAAACUCAAAUUAUAGAGGAAGCUAGCAGUUUCACAAGACCGGCAACAAUUCUAGCAAUUAAAAAGCUAGAUUAGUAUCAAAUGAAUUUGUUUCCCAGUUUGGCAUCAUUGCUUUGUCAUUGUCACGUGUCAGUAAUAAAUUAAGAAUUAGUGUCAAAUGAAUAGUAAAUUCUACAAUCUACUUCUGUGAAUGAUUCUAGAAAAAGCUUCAAAUGGAAUUUUUUUCAAGAUCAAUUUUAAACUUGUAAAAAA
Molecule: messenger RNA, 1235 nt
Organism: Jatropha curcas
Lineage: Eukaryota; Viridiplantae; Streptophyta; Magnoliopsida; Malpighiales; Euphorbiaceae
Source: RefSeq, a predicted model, not a curated record